This is a messenger RNA of Cottoperca gobio, 403 nucleotides long. Its product is annotated as histone H2B-like. Gene Ontology annotation, molecular function: protein heterodimerization activity; DNA binding; structural constituent of chromatin. The record is from RefSeq and is a predicted model, not a curated record. Gene Ontology annotation, cellular component: nucleosome. The transcript has a single exon. Bases 17 to 403 code for a protein of 128 amino acids. NCBI's taxonomy places the organism in Eukaryota, Metazoa, Chordata, Actinopteri, Perciformes, Bovichtidae.
UCUAAAGAGAGACAACAUGCCUGAGACACUGAAAGCCCCCGCAGUGAAGGCGCCCAAGAAGGGCACAAAGAAAGCCGUUUCUAAAGCCACCAAGACCGGCAAGAAGAGGCGCAAGUCCCGGAAGGAGAGCUACGCCAUCUACGUGUACAAGGUGAUGAAGCAGGUUCACCCCGACACCGGCAUCUCCUCCAAGGCCAUGGGCAUCAUGAACUGCUUCGUGAGCGACAUCUUUGAGCGCAUCGCCGGUGAGGCCUCUCGUCUGGCUCACUACAACAAGCGCUCCACCAUCACCUCCCGGGAGAUCCAGACCGCCGUCCGCCUGCUGCUCCCCGGGGAGCUGGCGCGAAGCACGCGGUGUCUGAGGGCACCAAGCGCCGUGACCAAGUACACGAGCUCCAAGUAA